GAGAGAGAGAGAGAGAGAGAGAGAGAGAGAGAGGGCGGUUGGACAAGGGCGCACGAGAGGAGGUGUGGGAAUCCCCCAUUUGGAGAGAUUACAGGUUGAAUUUGAGGCCUUCCACCCCCACACACAUUCAGACAAAGGCACACACUAACACAUCUAACACAAGCCAGACAAUUCAAUAUUUAACAGUGCCUUUGGUUGUUUAAAAUCGUAUCCAUAUUCACGGGUGGUCCUUUAUUUUUCCAACGUUGUUUUUUUGAACGUGGCGUAAUUUGAAGGGCUUUUAUCCUUCGUGUUGGUACAUCAUCGUAUGAUACAUUGCAUGGACAAAUCCAACAUGAACUCGUUUCUGGAAUAUACUAUUUGUAACCGACCGGGAGCAGGCACAUAUUCCACACCAAAAUCCGGAUACCACUCUCAUCCACACCACCACCACCACCACCAUCAGGGGUUCCCGGUCACCAGCGGUGCGUUCCAUUUGGGGCCUAAUGGCUCCUCAACGACGAUUAACGGGCCAUCUGACGAGGACACCGGCGGCGCAAACUUCACCAGCGACGUGCGACUGUACGCGGGCCCGGGCGCAGUCGGUGGAGGCGCGCCUGAGAGUUCCGGAGUCACCGCGGGUCACCAUUCCCAUUCCCAUAACAGCUACCAUCAUCCGCAUUUGCACCAAGCGCAGACGAUGCCAAACGCAAUGGGACUGUCACAGUACAACACCACGGGAAACGUUGGGAAUAACGGCGCAUAUGUGGCGGUGCAGAAUUGCGCCAACAACGCGGACUACACGGGGGCCUCGGGACACGUGAACACAACGCACUCCAGCGGGGUCCAUUCUCAGUAUUUCAUCGAUGAUUCAUCGAUGUCGGCCACCUACUAUCAUCAAUCAACGUUCGCCAGCACGACACCAAGCCAGGCUCCCAGCUACGGGGCACUUGCCGGGGCAUACUGCGGCGGGCCCCAGGGAAACCUGCCCGCGGCCCAGUACCCACAGCACCUCGGCGGGAGCGUGGAGGGCCCCGGAUACGUGGGUCUUCCUCACGGGGGUGGCUACGCUGACCUUACCGUCUCCCUGCAGGAGAGAGAGAGGGUGGACGAGGAGAACCAGGCCGCGCAGGGGAAGACCUUCGACUGGAUGAAGGUGAAGCGGAACCCGCCUAAAACAGUCAAAGCGUCAGACUAUGGCCUCGCGGCUGCUCACAACGUCAUCCGAACCAACUUCUCCACCAAGCAGCUGACGGAGCUGGAGAAGGAGUUCCACUUCAGCAAGUACCUCACGCGGGCUCGGCGCGUGGAGAUCGCCGCCACGCUGGACCUCAACGAGACGCAGGUGAAGAUCUGGUUCCAAAACCGGCGCAUGAAGCAGAAGAAGCGGGAACGAGAGGGCGGCCUCGGGCCCGCCUCCUUGUUAAGUGGCCCCGGUUCCAAUAAGGAGCAAGAGGACACCCAUUCGGAUAACUCCGCGUCUACGUCCCCUGGUGCGUCGCCAUGCUCGGAGACGUCGUAACGGACGCACGGCCCCUGUAUGUGCCCAAAACCGACCACGAAUUUGCCCCGCGUUCUGUCACUGCUGUCUGAGCCCACCGGUUUGUGGACGACAAGUGUUUUUAUGAUUUGUAUAUAGGCCUGGAUGGAAAGGCUUGCCGCAGAUUGUAGCAGAUAAUAGCUAUAUGAUUUUCAUACACCAUUGCAUUCCAGUGCUAGUAGGAUAUAAAAAAAACGGAGAGACAUUUCCCUAGUUAAAAAACUGAAGGUUUGAAAGAAGGCGAUACGUGAUGGACGACUUUCUGUGUUAGUUUUCCACUGCCUCAUAUCUCAAAAAAGAGAUUGACUACAAAAAACGUUUGUCUUAAUUGCGCCAUGUGGAAAAGGGAAAAGAUGACAGUGUUGUUUUUCAAUAUGAGUUGCUUGGAUGCAGCUUUGGAUAAGCAGGGUAAUUGCGUCGUAAGGACGGGCACUUUGACACGACAUUCGAACGAAAAUAAACAGGGAGCCUGUCAAUGGCAGGACACGAUGCAUAUAUGUAUUUCAUGACAUUUUUUGAAGAUCUUUUUUGAUGAUUUAAUUUUUCGGUCUCCAAGGUAACUUUUAUAAAUCUAUUUUGCGAAUCUAUUUGUAUGUGUCUGGCGUUUGCACUACUACCACGAGGGAUGGCUUGAGCUGUGUCGUUUAAUUAUAUAUUUUUAUAUAGGAAUAAUGACAAAAUAAUUGUCCAAACAUUAUCCAACAGUCAUUCAAUUUGCAUUCACUUCUAUAAAAAGCUAUAGAAGAAAAUAAACGGGUUCACUUUUCAAGGCGUAAAGGGCCAAACAUUGUACAUCACGUGACUUAUUACGUUUAAUUAAAUUGUCCAUUGGUAGAGACGGGUGGGUCUAUCAUGAACAUGGUACUAUGUUGGACCAGUGGCAUGUGGAAAUCAGAUAGAAAACAUGAAACUACAAUCAAAGUGCAGUAUUUAUAACAACAGCGGACCAGAGAUCGUUUGUGUCAAGGUCCAAUUUUUCUUUUCUUAUGUCCGUAUUGGGCUUUUCAGGGUAGGUAGGAGGCGGGCCGUUUGCAGCAGCUACGUUUUAUUAGUUAAUGCGAGCCUGGUUGCUUUGAAACAAUUUAUAAUGAUUCUGAUGAUUUUUUUGUGUUACUUCAAUCUACCUCAAUAAAUGAUCCGGUCUGGAUUCCCUUGUGCUAUUGUAUCUGAUUUGUUGGGUUACUGUACCAUCAGCAGAAUGGCCGACAUGUUUGUAAAGACUAUCGCACUGUGCUGCAUUGCAAGGCCCUCGUAUUGUGAAGCAAUAACAAAAUUCAAUUUAGAGCUACUCUCCUCGA
Gadus morhua (Atlantic cod) is the source of this 2817-nucleotide messenger RNA. It is a transcript of the gene hoxb1a, whose product is annotated as homeobox B1a. Lineage: Eukaryota; Metazoa; Chordata; Actinopteri; Gadiformes; Gadidae. Bases 308 to 1501 code for a protein of 397 amino acids. Gene Ontology annotation, cellular component: nucleus. Gene Ontology annotation, biological process: regulation of transcription by RNA polymerase II. Gene Ontology annotation, molecular function: RNA polymerase II cis-regulatory region sequence-specific DNA binding; DNA-binding transcription factor activity, RNA polymerase II-specific. The transcript is spliced from 2 exons. The record is from RefSeq and is a predicted model, not a curated record.